Molecule: messenger RNA, 894 nt
Organism: Macrosiphum euphorbiae (potato aphid)
Lineage: Eukaryota; Metazoa; Arthropoda; Insecta; Hemiptera; Aphididae
Source: the annotation of a GenBank genome assembly
AUGAAAAAAAAAAUGUUUUCAAUAAUCAAACCAUCAAUGCGCGAGCUCGGCAUGUGGGCCGAUAAUCUGCAGCACGCCGCUUGCGGUACUAGAGUAGUAUCUCAUCAGUUGAAUCAAAGGAGAUGGCCGCAGACCAAAAUCAUUGGAGGCUCGACUACUCCAUACGGAGCAUAUCCUUGGCAGGUCGAAUUACAAGCAUACAAAGAUGGAUGGGAACAUCACUGCGGAGGAGCAUUAAUUUCCGAAACUAUAGCCUUAACGGCCGCCCAUUGCUUGAAAGACUUUAAAAAAUCCCAACUGCGUAUUAUUGUUGGUAAACAUAAUUUAGCAAAAAAUGAUAAACAUGAAAAAACAUAUAGAGUACAAAAGGCAUUAGUACAUCCUGAAUUUAGAAAAGACGGACCACAUAGCCACGACAUAGCGGUAUUAAAAAUUAAUUCAUUGAACAGUAAAGGAGUAAAAUUUGAUUCGCAUGUGCAACCAAUUUGUUUGCCGGAUUACUAUACGAAACCCAACGACGUAGAUUGGUGUACCGUAACCGGUUGGGGAGCACAAAAACAAGACGAUAUGACCAGUUUGUCCAAAGUGUUGCAAGCUGCGUCAGUACCCCUGCUGGAUUUGGAAACCUGCCGACACGAAGAUGUAUAUGGAGGUCGACACCAGUUCAUAUUGGACAGUAUGUUAUGUGCGGGAAGUUUAGAAGGAGGAGUAGACGCUUGUGGAGGCGAUUCUGGAGGACCACUGGCCUGUCAAGCAAAUGGAAAAUUUAUAUUGACAGGUGUGGUAUCGUGGGGCGAUGGAUGCGGCAAAAAAAAUAGACCUGGUGUGUAUACCCGUGUGUCAUAUUACACAGAAUGGUUAAAAAAAGUUAUGACAGAAUUAGAGAACAGUUGA